AGCAACAGAUAAAUCACUGACUAUUGAGUACACACCAGAGACAGACUCGGAUCAGUAGUGCAGAAAAGCUCAUUGCAGUCACGAGAAACAUGGAUUCAAGAAAGUUUCCAACAGACCGGAAUUCAGAAUCACGGUACCAUUUGCUUCCACUGCAACAGGACCCUCCAGAGUACUCCGAGGUUGGAUUCCCUCCCUCUUACAUCGCUUCACAGCAAUGCGGAGCUCCGCUGGCGUCUGGUCUGUGCACUCAGGGCUCAUAUCUGGAGCAGCAUAUGGUCACUGUGCAGCCUACUGUUGAAGUGUUCACUCCACUGGCCAAUCCACUGCCAGAUUACCUGUGCUACUCCAUCUUUACCAUGUUGUGCUGCUGUUUACCUCUGGGAUCGGCUGCUCUUGUUUACUCCAUCACAACUCGAGAUGCUAACAUGUUUGGACACCAGCACAUAGCAAGCAGAAACUCCAGAAUGGCACGCAUCCUCAACCAUGUCAAUGUUGCUGUUGGCCUGAUCUUCUGUCUGAUUUUUGUAAUCUACGUCAUUCUUUUUCUUACUUCACUUUAUGGCUGACUAUAAUUGUAAGCAAUCUCAUGGUAGGACAGGAUGCUUUUAAAUGCUAAUGUUGCUUAAGGUAUUUUGUUUAUAUGAUUUCUUUACUCUAUGUAUGAGGAGCUCCAUCUGGAGGACAAGAGAGGGAAGAUUCAGUGUGUUUAGUGUAAUUGACUCCUCACCAUAUCAUUGUUUAUACAUAAUUACAAGACAUGCUUUUGCUUAUAAUCUUUUUUUUAAAAACAAUGGAAGCUUUAACUGUUAAAGUAAAUGCAGUUUUUUUUUCUGCUUGUCUUUAUAUUAGGCUACUUAAAGCCUGGAUUAAUCAAUAACAGAAAUUAUGUCUUAUUUUAUCCAACUUUUGUCUGUUUUUGCCAUAAUAUACUAACAUAUUCAUUUUCAUCUGGUUUUAUAUUCUUCUUCAUUUACAUUUACAUUACAUUAAAUUACAU
Carassius auratus (goldfish) is the source of this 997-nucleotide messenger RNA. RefSeq names its product synapse differentiation-inducing gene protein 1-like. Bases 90 to 566 code for a protein of 158 amino acids. The transcript is spliced from 2 exons. Lineage: Eukaryota; Metazoa; Chordata; Actinopteri; Cypriniformes; Cyprinidae. Gene Ontology annotation, cellular component: membrane. The record is from RefSeq and is a predicted model, not a curated record.